GUUGUCGUCGCCUAUUUGUCAGAAAAAUACUUUUAUAUACAAUGGCUGAAGCCAUGGCAAGUAACCAGGAUAUUUUCAUGUGUCCUAUUUGUUUGGACUUUCUAAAGGAUCCGGUGACUCUUAACUGUGGACACAACUACUGUUUAGGUUGUAUUGAGGACUGCUUGAAUGAGGAAGAUGUGAAGGGCGUUUACAGCUGCCCCCAGUGCAGAAAGACUUUCACUCCAAGACCUGUUUUAAGCAAGAACAUUAUUAUUGCUGAGCUUGUGGAUCAAAUGAGGAAGAGCAGAAUACAAACUGCAGCUGCUGUUGAAUGUGCUGCUGGACCUGGAGAUGUGGCCUGCGACGUCUGCACCGGGAGAAAACUCAAAGCUGUCAAGUCCUGUCUGGAGUGUCUGAAGUCGUAUUGUGGCACUCAUUUGAAAGCUCACAAUGAACUUAUAGGUACAAAUCACGCCAUGGCCGAUGCCACAGACCGGCUACAGGAGAGGGUCUGUCCCCGUCAUAAGAAGGUUUUUGAAAUAUUUUGUCGCACUGACCAGAGUUGCAUCUGCUAUCUGUGUACUAUGGACGAUCAUAAAGGCCACAACACGAUCACUGCUACGGCAGAAUGGCAUCAGAAAAGGGAGGGGUUGGGGCAGAGCCAGAGGAGAUGCCAGCAGAUAAUCCAGUUGAAGGAGAAGGAGCUGCAGGAGCUGAGGAAGGCUGUGGAGACUCUCAAGUCUGGUGCACAGACAGCAGUGAAGGAGAGUGAGAGGAUGUUUGCUCAGCUGAUCCGCUCCAUUGAGAGAAGGCGCUCUGAGGUGACAGAGCUGAUCAGAGCUCAGGAGAAGGCUGAGGUGAGUCGAGCUGAAGGACUCCUGAAGCGACUGGAGCAGGAGAUUGCUGAGCUGAAGAGGACAGAUGCUGAGAUGAAGCAGCUUUCACUGACACAGGAUCCCAUCCAUUUCCUCAAGAACGUUGUGUCCAUCACUGGGAGGCCUUACAGCACUAUUUCAACCAGCGUGACCUUCAGCCAAAGCUUCUCCUUGGUGUCUGAUGUCCAGGCUCUUACAGCUGAACCAGUGACCAGAGAGGAUUUCUUACAGUAUUCCUGUCACUUCACUCUGGAUCCAAACACAGCACACACACGCCUCCGUCUGUCUGAGGGGAACAGGAGGGUGGAGUGUAGACCUGGGGUCCAGUCAUAUCCUGAUCAUCCAGACAGAUUUGAUGUGUGGCCUCAGGUGCUGUGUAGAGAGGGUGUGUCUGCACGCUGCUACUGGGAGGUUGAGUGGAGUGGAGUGGUUGGUAUAGCAGUGUCAUAUAAAAGCAUCAGCAGGAAAGGAUGGGGUGCUAAGUGUGUAUUUGGAUAUAAUCAUCAGUCCUGGAGGCUGGACCUCACCAGCUACAGCUCCUGUUUCUGGCACAAUAGUAAAAAGACUGAACUCCCUCUAGUGGCCAGCUCCAGAAUAGGAGUGUAUGUGGAUCACAGGGCAGGAACUCUGGCCUUCUACAGCAUCUCUGGAGACACAAUGACCCUCCUGCACAGAGUCCACACCACAUUCACACACACACUCUACCCUGGGUUUAGGUUUGAGGUAUGGGGAUCAUCAGUGAAGCUGUUGUGA
This is a messenger RNA of Engraulis encrasicolus (European anchovy), 1610 nucleotides long. RefSeq names its product tripartite motif-containing protein 16-like. The transcript has 6 exons. Lineage: Eukaryota; Metazoa; Chordata; Actinopteri; Clupeiformes; Engraulidae. Bases 42 to 1610 code for a protein of 522 amino acids. The record is from RefSeq and is a predicted model, not a curated record. Gene Ontology annotation, molecular function: protein binding; zinc ion binding.